Neurospora tetraspora is the source of this 1233-nucleotide messenger RNA. RefSeq names its product ferredoxin reductase-like protein. Gene Ontology annotation, molecular function: cytochrome-b5 reductase activity, acting on NAD(P)H. The transcript is spliced from 2 exons. Bases 195 to 1175 code for a protein of 326 amino acids. The record is from RefSeq and is a predicted model, not a curated record. NCBI's taxonomy places the organism in Eukaryota, Fungi, Ascomycota, Sordariomycetes, Sordariales, Sordariaceae.
CUUGUGAACCCUUACAUGCCGCAUUUAGACCUACAGCAUACACUAUUUACGACGCAGACAAGCUGCUGGUCUCGCCCGAUUUUCCGAAGCUCCAAGCAAGCCAUCACACGCACCUCUCCCGUCUGCGCGCCACUCCUGCUUUUACUACGGCUUAUUAAAGGACGACAGCAUCCCCCGCCCGCGCGCCUGUCAACAUGCCUCCCUACAACCCAUUCAAAAUCAACCCGAACUUUCUCCAUCCUACCCUCAAGGCUAGUGUAAUGAGCACUCAAGUUGCUGUCGCGGCUGGUGUUGCUGGCCUGGGAAUCUACGCUUUCUACCUGAGACGGAACGCAAGCGGAAGCGCAACAGGAGCUGCCCUAGCCACCAACAUGGACGCCAGCGAUCUGAAGCCGGGCAAGCUGCCUCUGUCAGGCUUUGGCUUCCACAGCUUGCGCCUACACAGCACCGAGCUCAUCAACCACAACACCAAGAAGCUGCGUUUUGAGCUGCCCGACCCCUCUCAGCCCAGCGGCAUGGGCCUCACUUCUGCUCUUCUGACCAUCUCCUUCCCCAAAGGACGAUGGCUCCCUGUUCUCCGCCCAUAUACCCCCACAAACGACCUGAACGAACCCGGCUUCGUCGAGCUCAUGGUCAAGCUCUACCCAGGCGGCAAGCAAAGCACCCACCUGCACUCGCUCCAGCCCGGCGACACCCUAACCGUGGCCCCCAUCCCCGAGCUCAAGUGGACUCCCAACAAGCACCCGCACGUGGCCAUGAUCGCCGGCGGCGCCGGCAUCACCCCCAUGUACCAGCUCGUGCGCGGCAUCCUGACCAACCCGGCUGACAGCACCCGCAUCACCCUCGUCUGGGGCGUCAACACGGACGAGGACAUCUUUUUGCGGGAUCAGCUCGCUGAGCUGGAGCAGAACUACCCUGGCCGGUUGAAGACUGUCUAUGUCGUUGCUCAGCCUUCUGCGCAGUCCCCGUACCAGAAGGGGUUUGUGACUAGGCAGGUACUGGAGCAGGCGGGGAUUAGUGCUGCCGCUGAGAAGAGCAAGGGGACAAAGGUGUUGCUUUGUGGACCGCCGGCUAUGGAGAAGGCGUUGAAGGGGACUAAAGGGUGGGUGGGAGGUGGGAAGAAGGGUGUGUUGCAGGAGUUGGGGUAUACCCUGGAUCAGAUUUACAGCUUUUAGAUGGGUGACUGACUGGGGAAGAGCGUGUUUGCAUGGUAAGGGUUUGUGAUGAAUGGGU